This is a messenger RNA of Opisthorchis viverrini, 927 nucleotides long. RefSeq lists its product as hypothetical. The record is from RefSeq and is a predicted model, not a curated record. The annotation marks the transcript as partial. Lineage: Eukaryota; Metazoa; Platyhelminthes; Trematoda; Opisthorchiida; Opisthorchiidae. The transcript has 4 exons.
CGUUUGCAAAUCAAUUUGGUUUUCACGGGAAACUCAACGGAGUCGUUCGUUUAUAAUGUUCUACGACUGAAUGUGCUGAACACAGGCCACCUCAUGUUGCGUACGAUAUUCGAGAUAUCGCAGUAUCUUUUUGAAAAGAAAACUACUCACAAGGUUGCUGAAAACUCUUCAACAGCCCACGAUCGGUUUCGCCCUUCUUGGGGCUUCGUGAGCUUUCUUUUUGAACAGUCAUCAUCUGGAAAGACAGACAACGUCAAACCACGUGAUAUCGGAGAUUGUACUGCUGACUGUAGCUCAAGUUUCGUAUUCAAACUCCGGGAGCUAUUUUCAUUUCAAAAUCCGAUACUGCGGCAGGGUGGACUGGAUGAUCCUUCCAUAUCCAGGUGGAGAAGUGCCACUCAAGACUCCCGAAAGCUUUUGUUUAGCGUUUACACGUACCCGGUGCCCUUAAGAUAUGGCACUAGGCGCAGUCCCCGAGUUUCCGUCAACCACAUGUUCUACUUGAACCCAAAUUGGACUAUUCUCGACAAGUGCGCUCAUUGGAAAAUCAAUAUGGUUUUCACGAGAGACUCAAUGGAGUCUCUCGUUUACGACUGCGCCUACCCGAUGAGCCCCAAGAAGGGACAAACCGAUCGGGGCUGUCGAAGAGUAGGCAGCAUAAUAAUCGCAAAGGCGGAUAAGAAUAAGGCGACUACUGUCAGGAACAAGAGUGAUUAUCUACAGAAGGUCAAGCAACACCUAGCUGAGGGUCCUUACCGGGUGAUCGAUAAUGCGAAUGUUACAUCUAUUGUGAACAGGAGUAAAGAUGAAGUCGGCAAAUAUUUGCGGUCCGCGACAUACCACUUGGGCAAGGCAAUUGGUAUCGAUUCUACCCUAAAAGUGCAAAUCGACCACGGCCUUAUGGCCUACCAAGAGAUUCGGAAACGA